UCCGCCACAUUCAAUAUGGCGGCCAUUGCGGUCCGCUCAGGCGCUUGAGCAGGUCGCCAGUGGCGCGUUCCACUCCAGUCAUGGCGGCCCCCGGACAGGCACCGGGCGGCGAGGCUCUGGGUACCUGCGGUCUGGAGAGCAUUCUGGAAGCGCUGAAGCUGCUGCUGAGCCCGGGAGGAUCAGACUCAAGUUCGCUACAGAUCACAAAACACGAUGUCCUGUUGGUUACUUUAAAUUCUAACCUGUCUGCUUUGGAGGACAAAUUGCUGACGGAUCCUCACUGGAAGACACUGAAACUCCUAAGGGAUGACAUCGCUAAUAACGCAGAAUGGCCACAGAAUUCUGUGGAUGUCACCUGGAGUUUUACCUCUCAAGCCUUAUUGUUGCUGUUGUGCUUGAAGGAAACCAUGAUCCACCUUGCAGCUGAUUUCACUCCAGGUAAACCCAACCUGAAGACUCCAGAAGCUGCUCCUGCCCUGAGCCCAGAAACACUUAGCAUCUCUCAGCAGAAGACUGUCCAGUCAGCCUUGCAGUUUGUAGUCACCUUGGGUAUCUGCCCCUAUCUCAUGCCUGGAGUUGGAGUCCCUUUGAGACGCAGAACUGAGUUUGGGGCCGUGGUUCAGGACGUGGUGUGCCUCGAGGCUCCUCCUCAUGCGACCCGGCGCCUGUACACCAGCUGCAAGGUUCUUCUAAAUGUUGCGCGUCACGCAUCUCUGGGGAGCUUGAUUUUCUGCCGCCAUUUUGGAGAUAUUGCUGCCGGUUUGUGCCAGCUGGGAUUCUGCUCAACCAAGAGAAAACCACCGAAACCUGAGGGCGAGGUUUUAACAGAAGAGGAAAAAACGCUAUCUAGAGAGGCCCUGAGAGACAUCUUGGAUCAAGCGUAUCAACCACUAGCAGUCCGAGAGUUACUUCUCCUCCAGGGAGGACCACCCCAGUCCUGCACAGAUGAGAAGACACAAGUGAGGUGUCAGGCCCCAGCUUGGCUUCGGCGUCUCUGUGGACAGCUGCUCUCCGAAAGGUUGAUGAGACCCAGUGGUGUUCAGGCAGUAGUCCGGGGCAUUCUUGAAGGAGCAGGUGCUGGGGCAGCUGGCGGGAGUGACGCCGAGGCAGCGGCUGCUGACUGGAAGAAGUGUGACCUGAUUGCCAAGAUUCUGGCCUCUUGUCCCCAGCAGUCUCUUUCACCAGAAGAUUACUACCGUGAUAUCUGCCCCCAGAUUCUAGAUUUAUUUCACUUUCAAGAUAAACUGACGGCGCGGCAGUUCCAAAGAGUUGCCACCAGUACCUUUAUAACAAUGUCAAGAGAACGCCCACAAUUGGCUUUCAAGUAUUUGCUUCAGCCAGUGCUAGCUCCUCUCUAUCGAUGUUUAAAUACAGCAGAGAUUCCAGAGAGUGACAUGGUGCCAGGGAUCAUUUUGGUGUCAGAAGAAGAACUUACUAGAUGUAUUGAGGAUGUAUUUAAGGUAUAUGUGGUCGGGAAUGAACCUGUGACAGUUUUAAUGGAGUCCCUGUUUCCCGUCCUGGGAGUGCUCUUUUCUCUCUACUGUUUUACCAAACAAAGUGUGUCUCACAUAAGGUCACUUUGCCAAGAGAUCUUAUUAUGGAUUCUGGGGAAGCUAGAGAGGAAGAAGGCAAUUGCCAGCCUGAAAGGAUUUGCAGGAUUGGACAAAACUGCGUCCUCUCUUCAUUCUCUGUGUCAGUUUAGAGCCGCCACUCAAGGCGGCAUCAUGGUUACCAUCCAAGAGGCCAAUUGUGAUGAAGAUGAGGAUGAAGCCCUGUACCAGAAGGUGUCCUCAGAGCAGAGCCGGGUAGAGCAUCUUGGGGACUUGUUGUCCCACUGCCAAGAGUGCGGUUUGGCAGGUGACUUCUUCAUCUUCUGCUUGAAGGAGUUGACUCAUUUGGCUGUGGAAGAUGAAGCAGAGUUAAAAACAAAGCCCUUCUCCAGCAAAAGCCUCUUGGAAUCAGAGGAGCACCAAGCUCUUGUGGAAGGCCAGCAGCAGAAGCUGCUGGUCCUACAGCUGUUGGCUGUUCUGUGCGAGAGGAUGUCCGAGCAGAUAUUCACAAACAUCGCUCAGGUUGUGGACUUCGUAGCAGCCACGCUGCAGCGAGCGUGUGCAAGCCUGGCCCACCAGACACAGAGCACCGUGGAGUCGCAGACACUGAGCAUGUCCAUGGGGCUGGUGGCCGUCAUGCUGGGAGGAGCGGUUCAGUUGAAGUCAAGUGAUUUUGCUGUCCUGAAGCAGUUGCUGCCUUUGUUGGAGAAGGUCUCCAAGGUAUACCCAGACCCUGUCAUCCAGGAGCUCGCCAUCGAUCUCCGUAUCACCAUCUCUACCCAUGGGGCCUUUUCCACUGAGGCUGUCAGUGUGGCUGCCCAGAGUACCCUGAACAAAAAGGAUCCAGAAGGGAAGAUAGAAGAGCAGCAACAAACCAGUCAUGAAAGUUACAACGAUGAGUCUCACCGCAAACAACAGCAAGGCCAUGAGAAAUCCAAACAAACGGGCCUGAAAUCUAGUGCUCCACUCAUUCCUCAGGAGGUCAGUGAGCCCAGAGCCACUACAAACCAGAAAUCUGGAAGUGUAACCACAGACCAGCUCCAGGAGGUUCUUUUAUCAGCUUAUGAUCCUCAGAUUCCAACCCGGGCUGCUGCUCUGCGAACUCUUUCCUGCUGGAUAGAGCAGAGAGAAGCAAAAGCCCUUGAGAUGCAAGAGAAGCUUCUCAAGAUAUUCUUGGAGAACUUGGAGCAUGAAGACACCUUUGUAUAUUUGUCUGCUAUUCAGGGGGUUGCCUUGCUCUCAGAUGCAUACCCUGAGAAAAUCUUGCUUGGCCUGUUGGCUCAGUAUGACAGUGAUAAAGACAAGCACACAGCGGAGACCAGAAUGAAAGUUGGGGAAGUCCUGAUGCGAAUUGUCAGAGCCUUAGGGGACAUGGUCUCAAAAUACAGAGAACCUUUGAUCCACACCUUCCUGAGGGGAGCAAGAGAUCCUGAUAGUGCUCAUAGAGCCAGCAGCUUAUCAAACCUUGGAGAACUGUGCCAGCGGCUGGAUUUCCUGCUGGGCUCCGUGGUUCAUGAGGUAACAGCUUGCCUGAUAGCUGUGGCUAAAACAGACCAUGAAGUUCAAGUGCGCAGAGCUGCCGUCCACGUGGUUGUGCUGCUGCUUCGGGGCCUCAGCCAGAAAGCUACUGAGGUGCUGAGGGAUGUCCUCAAGGAUCUCUACCACCUGCUGAAACACGUGGUGCGCUUGGAGCCUGAUGAUGUGGCCAAGAUCCAUGCCCAGUUGGCCCUUGAAGAGCUGGAUGAGAUAAUGAGAAAUUUCCUCUUCCCACCACAGAAGCUGGAGAAAAAGAUUGUGGUCCUGCCGUAGACCUAGCUCAAAGGUCGUCAAGGAGAGAGAACAGGUCUGAAUCUGGUCUUCCGCUAUUGAGAUGGAAAGCUAAUGCACUGAGGAGGAUUUGAACUCCAGAAAAGAGCAUCAAGCUGGUUGAAUCUUCCAGAGAUGAAGGAUCCGAAGGAGGCGAGGGAGUGACCAGGCAGAUGUUCUGGCGGAAGAACAUUGCGGACAAAGCAAAGGACAAGUGCACAGGCUUGGAGCUGAAAGUAUGUCCGGCAGGUUUGAGGACGGGCCGGAGGCCAGGCUGGCUCCAGGGCAGUGAGCUUGAGGGAAGGGGAAUUGGUGGGGCUGGGUACGGGGCACUGGACCCGUGGAGCCUGGCAGACCGCUCUCAGCAAGGAGGCGGGGGCAGCCCCUUCAGCUUCUUUUCGUCAAGUGCUUAAGGCCACAUGGCUGAAUGCUGUAAUAUGGGAAAUGCCUCUAGCCCCAAGGGUUUUUUUCCUCCAUCACAACGAAGUGGCAAGCGUCAUCUCUUCACCACCCCCCUUCUCUGGAAAGCCGAUCUACCCCCUCCCCACACCCUUGGUCUGGGAGAGCCUCACCUGCCUGCUGCCUGGGUUGCUCAGCAGAGGCGGGGGCACGGCUGAGGCAUCUGAAAGCGGUUCCGUUAGGAGGAACGAGUUGGGGGAUGAUUCAUCUGACCUGUACAAAACCCAACUGGCUUCUGUAGUCUUUUUGCAGAGAAUUGCAGCAUCUCAGCCGGAAUGUCGGUGGUAAGGGCGAGGGGGGAGAGGAGAGCCGAGUUCCAGGCAGGCUGUGGAGCGGUAGCGGUAGCCGCCGGUGCCUGACGGCGGGCGCCUGGGCUGCUGUGUCCUCCAGCAAGUCCCGCAGACGUUCUGCAGUCACGUGCCGCUGGCUGACUGCAGUGCGCGCCACCCCAGCUGGGAACGGAGGUGCUGCUGGGGGCUGGGAAGCUGUCUUCCUGGGCGCUGGCUGGGGCACUCCUCCCUGCUGGCGGGGCUCAGGGCUGCAUGCUGGCAGGUGAGGAGGGGACCCAGACCCUCACCACCCGCCCUGGAGGGGGCCGUGCCGGCUGCUGCAGAGGGUCGUCCGCUGUUGUCCUUCUCUACGUAGGGUUCUUCCUCUGGACUCUGGAGCUCUGUGCGGCCAGGAGGGCUCAGGGACUGUCCUCCCUCCUGCGACCCUGUGCAGGCCCCGUGGGACACAGCAUAGGAAGAGCAGUUGCUCUGUGUUCCUUGUCAUUUGGAAAGCCGUUUUGCAUCCAAAACCUCCCCUGCUUCUCACAACAGCCUCUUGGAACAGGGAGGCCAGCUACUGUUACUCCCCUGUGGUGGGAUUUGGCCCCUGGUCUCCUGGGUCUUAGCCAGACUCUCAAACGUUUGUUAAAUACUAGAGAGCCUCCUCCCCAACCUCCAGAUGAGUAUAGAUGCAGUUUGGGAAGAAAACUCACGGUUCAUAUAUCCAGGUGAGCCCGAGCAUGUGUGUCCCAUGAAGAUAGAGUCUGAUGUCCACCGACACAUGCUGAGGGGUGCCAACCAAGACCCUGUGCUUGCCCUGGGCCGCCUCUGAGGAUGCCCGCCAGCAACUGAGACCUCAAGUACGGAUACCUGGCUGUGUCCGGCAGACACCCAAGAUGGCCAGGAUGCGUACAGCACAGGAAGUAUGGAAAGUCUUCCCAUAGAUCCAAUCACAGCCCAGAUACAUCCCCUUUGAAGGUUUGUGGUUGUUUUGGUUUGGCUUCUUUUACCCUUUCAUCUCCUGGAAGCAGGGCGUCAGUUCUCAGAUUGCCUGUUCAGAAUGAUCACAAUGGAUCGUUUUAAACUGUGAUCUGUUGCGUCUGUAUUUCUUGCUUGUAUACAUUGAUAGCUCUAUUCCAUACCCUCCCUCGAGAGAAAAAAAAAAAAAAAUGAGACCGGAAUGAACAGCCCUCUGUUGCAGAAGGGAGAAAUAAGGUCCAGACGCGCAAGUUUUUGCAAA
Messenger RNA from Mustela erminea (ermine), 5324 nucleotides. RefSeq names its product transport and golgi organization 6 homolog (gene TANGO6). The record is from RefSeq and is a predicted model, not a curated record. Gene Ontology annotation, biological process: protein secretion. The transcript is spliced from 21 exons. NCBI's taxonomy places the organism in Eukaryota, Metazoa, Chordata, Mammalia, Carnivora, Mustelidae. Bases 81 to 3359 code for a protein of 1092 amino acids.